Nerophis lumbriciformis (worm pipefish) is the source of this 1935-nucleotide messenger RNA. The record is from RefSeq and is a predicted model, not a curated record. NCBI's taxonomy places the organism in Eukaryota, Metazoa, Chordata, Actinopteri, Syngnathiformes, Syngnathidae.
AUGCCGCACAACUUCCAACCCGGGGACCUGGUCUUUGCUAAAAUGAAGGGCUACCCCCAUUGGCCAGCCAGGAUUGAAGAUGUGGCAGAAGGUGCAGUGAAGCCGCCACCUAAUAAAAUUCCAAUCUUCUUCUUUGGGACUCAUGAAACUGCAUUUUUGGCUGCCAAGGACCUUUUUGCCUAUGAAAAGUACAACGAUCGCUAUGGAAAGCCCAACAAAAGGAAAGGCUUCAAUGAAGGCUUAUGGGAGAUCCAGAACAAUCCACAUGCCUCCUACAGUGCUCCACCAUUGCCCGCUAGCUCGUCCGAAAGUGAAGGUGGCAACGCUAGUGGAGGAAGUGAAGAUGAAGAAGCUCCCGUGCCCAGGAAAGCAGAAUCCGCAAGUGAAGUUGACUCUGAUUCUGCCAGUGAAGACAGAGGGGGAGGAGUAAAGAGGAAGCCGCCAGCUACUAAGCGUCCGCCUCCCUCGAAAAAGACUCGUCACUCGUCCAGCGACAAAGAUGAGGAAAGCGGAUCCCCGUCAGGGUCAGAAGCCACCCCUUCAGACUCCGAUUCUGGCAAGAACAGCGACCAGGAUUUUACUCCAGAGAAGAAAGGAGCUGGUCGAGGUGGAAAGAAAACUGCAGCAGCAGGCAGAGGGAAGAAAAAGAAAGAUUCUUCCAACUCUGAUUCAAACUCAGAAUCCGGUUCCGAGAAAAAAGCAGCCGACAGCGACUCUGAGGAUGAAAAGCCUCGUCCAGCCGUGUCCGGUUCCGAGUCGCAAUCUGGUUCAAAGUCCGACUCUGAAUCUGACCCGCCUCCCCGGAAGGCUCCUCCGGCACGCAAAAAAGCUGCGGAGAAAAAAUCCACGCCGAAGCCUCGCGCUCGGAAACCCAAAGCUCCUCCUCCAAAACGAGCGCCUUCAUCGUCGUCAUCAGACAGUGACAGUGACAGCGAGCCCGACCGCAUCAGUGAGUGGAAGAAACGAGACGAGGAGCGACGGAGAGAGCUAGAAGAGCGGCGGAAAAAGGAGGAGGCAGAGGAGAUUCGGCGGCUGCGGGAGCGUGAAAAGGAGGAAGAUGAGAAGCGGAAAAGAGAGAAGGAGUUGAAAAAGGACAGUGACAGCAGCAGUUCAGAUGAAGGUGUCGAUGAGCACCCGCUGAAAAGGUCCAAGAAGCCGCCUCCGCCCCCGAUCCCAGCGCCAUCUGACUCGGAUUCUGCAUCACCUGCUGAGGUGAAGAAACCAGCCAAGAAGUCAGACAACCAAAACAAAAGUCGACUAAAUAAGGCAAAGGAGAGAAAGGAGAAAAAACUCCAGGAGAGGAAAGCCAAACGGUCUGAAGAAAGAUCCAGAGCCAGGUCUAAGCCUGAAAAACCUAAGCACAAACCUGAGAGGCUUCCACAAAAGAAUGUAGAAAAGAAAAAAGAACCCUCACCAGACAAAAAACUUCAGAAACUUCACACAGACAUCAAGUUUGCCCUCAAAGUGGACAACCCAGACAUUGAGCGGUGUCUACAAGCCUUGGAAGAGCUGGAAGCUGUACCUGUCACCAGUCAGAUCCUUCACAAGAAUGCCGACGUCAUCGCCACGCUUAAAAAGAUUCGGCGGUAUAAAGCCAGCGCUGCCGUCAUGGAGAAGGCCAGCGAGGUGUAUAACAAAUUAAAACUUCGUUUUGUGGGCAAAGCAGAAAUGGCAGUGAAACCCAAAUCAGACAAAGAAGGAGAAGACAAUGAGAAGGAGACACAAGACACAGACUCAACUGCUGUAAACGGAGACACACAAGAGAAAAAAGAUGAAGACAGAGGUGAAAAAAUGGCCGAAGCUGACGGCAACAAUGAGAAUGAUUCAAGUCCAUUCAGGCGAAGCCCGGACAGCCCCGAGCAGACGGAUGAUUACGCUCAAGCAAACAACAACAACAUUUCUGCGGACAUGGAGGCAUCCUCUGCUGAAAGUUAA